Cydia strobilella is the source of this 2249-nucleotide messenger RNA. RefSeq lists its product as uncharacterized. The record is from RefSeq and is a predicted model, not a curated record. Gene Ontology annotation, molecular function: glycosyltransferase activity. Gene Ontology annotation, cellular component: cytoplasm. The transcript has 2 exons. Bases 159 to 1784 code for a protein of 541 amino acids. NCBI's taxonomy places the organism in Eukaryota, Metazoa, Arthropoda, Insecta, Lepidoptera, Tortricidae.
CGGGCGCCGGCGCCGCCAGUCCGAGUCGUGAGCGCCGCCGGGAGGUCGCGUUGUUGUGAGUGCAGUGACAGUGCUAGUGCCCGAGCCGAGAACCAACCGCCUGCGACCGAGACAUGCGCCUCGCGCAUCUCCUUUAACACCAAGCAACAACACAGGUGAUGCGGUGUCCGGGCGGGGUCCCGACGCGGCUGGCGGGCUGGCGCGGCGCGCGCGCGCUGCUGCUGCUGGUGUGCUGGGGCGCGCUGUGCGUGGUGUGGCUGCCGCGCCUGCGCGCGCCGGCGCCGGCGCCGCAGCACGCGCCUGCGCGGCAACUGCUGCAGUCCGACCCCGCCGUCUCCACGCCCGCACCCUCCGCCACGCCCGCCGCCGACGCGCACCUCACUGAGGACCGGCUGCGCGCCGACGCCGAGCGCCAGCUGCCCUCGCUCCCGCUCACCUACUGGUACAAGCACCGCAACGACAAGAACAAGUUCUACAAAUCGAAGGACUGCGCGCCGUUUCCCUCCGUGUUCGACCUCGAGUUUCACAACACGUACUGGCAGACGUUGCGCUCGAGUCAGGGCGUGUUCCAUCUGUACGGCGCUUAUCUUGACGCUCGAAAUGCCUCGCGCAUCGGCCCUGCCGUGAGAUUGUUGGCCGUGCACGACCGCAUCAAACCGACGCUGCCCACCCACUGCCAGCUCUGGUUCGAAGAACGACCCGAACCUGUAGUUGUACGCGUCCUCGAAUACAAAUACGUGUGGAACAGCAAGUGGGGCAACUACCGCGACGGUGUUCUGCAGCCGUACUUAUUAGCUUGCGUGCUGCCGGCGGACGUGCGCGCUCUGCGGCCCGCUGCCGUGUCGUUGGUGGAGAAGCCGUGCGACCGCGCCACCAACUGCCUGCGCGUGCACUUCGACGAGCCGCCCGACCACGCGCAGAAGGAGUUCGCCGUCUGCGUCAAGGGGCUCGACUUCCAGCACGAGGACCUGUCCGUGCGCCUCGUCGAGUGGAUCGAGCUCGUGCGGCUGCUCGGCGCCGACAAGGUGUUCUUCUACGAGCUCCAAGUCCACCCCAACAUCAGCAAGGUUCUCGCGUACUACCGCGCGCGGGGUAUAGUGGAGAGCACGCCGAUCACGCUGCCGGGCGGGCAGCCCAACCUGCCGGGCCUGCAGCACAUGUAUCUGAAGAAGAAGACGACGCACAAGCGGCAGAUGGAACUGGUGCCGUACAACGACUGUCUGUACCGACACAUGUACCAGUACCGUUGGCUGGCGCUGCUGGACAUAGACGAGGUGAUUGUGCCGCUGCAGGACCCCGACUGGAGCUCGCUGUUAAAGCGCGUGAUGCCGCUGGCCGCCCCGGCGGCCGGCAAGCCGCCGCGGUCGUCGUUCCACGCGUCCAACGUGUACUACCUGGACCAGCUGCAGCACGGUUGGGAGCCGGGCGCGCCGCGCUACAUGCACAUGCUGCAGCACGUGUACCGCACGCGGAACUUCACCAAGCCCGGCCAGUACGUGAAGGCGUUCCACGAGACGGGGCGCGUGCUGGCGCUGCACAACCACUUCCCGCUGGCGUGCCUGGGCGGCGCGUGCUCGUCGUACGCGCUGGACACGAAGCAGGCGCGCCUGCAGCACUACCGCGCAGACUGCGUGACGGCGCUGAGCAAGUCGUGCCAGGAGCUGCGCGCGGAGCCGGUGCGCGACGCCGCGUUGUGGCGCUGGGCCGACCGCUUGGUGCCGCGCGUCACGCAGGUGCUCACGGAGCUGGGGCUGGUCCCGCCCGACGCGCCGCCGCAGCGGUGACACCCUCUAGUCACGCCGGCGACGCCCGGCACACACUAAAUUAGCCACAGUACGCCCCGUGCUCUAACUAUAUUUUUGUAAGCAUUUAUUUUCUAUUCCUAUUUAUUGUAUUUGUAAAUAGUUAAAACGUAGACGGUGACGUACUUGCGUUGUGACACAUUGUUUGUGACUUGAAGUGAAUAUUGAGAUAUUCGAGUAUUGUGUAUAAGUAUUAUAAUUGCGUCCGCCGGGUGGCACCGGCGCAAUGGACAGAAACAAAUGGACUAUAUAAGUACAUAUACGAAAACGGGCUCCUCCACAGCGAGGACGGCCGCGGCUCGGGCGAGCGAUGCCGAGCGUUUAGAACAGUCAAGAACAAAUGUAUGCCAGCAUUUUGUAUGCAAUUUGAUUGAAUAGUUAGGUGAAUAUUGAAAUAGAUCCUAUAGCGGAACGGCAGGAGUUGAAAAUAAAAAGCAAAUCCUCACA